UUGUCCUAUAAGUACCCAGACUCGAACUCCAAUCUAACCCAGGUGGAGGAGAAGAGGAGAUCCCAGCUGGAGAGAUGAGACUGUCCCAACAGCUGCCCCUGGUGGGCUUGCUUCUCUUCCUCCUCUUCCCUGCUCACCUCUGUGAGAUCUGUGCGGCAGACAGUAAACAACAGGCCAAGAUCUCUCCUCUGAUGACCAUGAUGAUUCAAACCAAGGAGCGCUCCCCAGCCCUAGACCCCAGCAUCCUAAUUGCUCUCAGACUGGCGAGGCAAGACUACAAGGCAGCCGAGAAGACCUUCCUGGAGCGUGUCAAACAAACUAUCACGGAGCAGGGGGAGACUUUAUCCUCUGGACAACUUGCCCUGAAUAUAUUGGCACUGACAGCUGCCUGCGAGACACACUUUGUAACCACUCAAAAUUUGGUCACAAAGCUUGAAGUGAAGUUCCGAAAGGAAUUAAACAGCAUUGGGGUCUCUGGCCACCCAUUGACUAAUUACUAUCAGGUUGGCUUGGAUGCCUUGACGUUGUGUCUUCUAAAUGGGACUUUACCCAACCAAACUGCUGAAUACCUCUCUGUAAAACAAAAUAAGUAUUACUUUGCUGGCCAGUUCUUUGUGGACACUGGGGCAGUUGCUGUCCUGGCACUGACUUGCUUGAACAGGAAGCACCCAGAUCAAAAUAUCAGCAACACCAUAACCCAGUUUGUGGGGAUGAUCCUAAAGAGGAAAACAAAAGAUGGCAUCAUUGGAAAUAUCUAUAGCACAGGAAAAGCCAUGCAGGCCCUUUUUGUGUCCUCGGAGCAUUAUGACGAAGGAGCCUGGAAUUGUAAUGAGACUCUUCAAACCGUGAUAAACCAGAUUUCUGAGGGAACAUUCAGAUUGCCCAUCACCGCUGCCCAAGUGCUGCCUGCUCUGGAGGGCAAGACUUACCUGGACAUAACGCAAAUUUCCUGUCUGCCAAGUCCAAGUGCAGAUCUCCUCCACAUCUGGACUCCAAAACCUGGAGAACCCACUCGCCAGCCCACGAGGAACAUCUUCGUCACAUACAGAGUGGUGGAUCUCAUCAAUGACCACAUCAACGACUCCACCUCUGUCUCGGUGCCCAAGGGUUCUGUCUUCCUGAAAGUGAUGGAGGCAGCGCAAGCGAAAAACUACACCCGGUUUUGGUUCACAACAGAGUCAAGUGACUGGGGGCCAUAUGUCACUUCUGUUCGUGGUAUUGAGGCCAACAGUAACGACAGAACUUACUGGCAGCUCCUGUGUAAUGAUCAGCCACUGAGUCAAGGUGCUGGGAGCUUUGUCGUUUCUGCAGAUGAUCGUCUAGAGGUGAAGCUGAGUAAAUACUGAGACAAGAGACAUGAGAGGAGGUGCCCAACCAUGAUAUCCAACAUUUCCAUCUAUGUGUUCUCCUGCCCCAAGAUUCCAUUGGGAAACAAGGGACCCCUUGCCUUUCUCUUUGCUCAUCUCAGCAUCUGUGGGAAGUCAAGCAGCUUUAUCCUCUCUCCCUGCUUAUACAAUAAAAAUUCAAUGGAAAAAUAGUAUUAUUAACCAUUUCCACUAAUAAGAUACCUUUGGAGAUCCAAGAAAGCAACUUUUGUCCACCCACCAUUAAGAGAAUUUAGGCAAUAAAAACCUGGCAUGGGUAUAAGUAUUUAAAAGUGCAUCGUGCUUCCUCUGCUUUCCUAAUUGUUCCUAAUAACAACCCUGGGAAAUUUAUACAAUGAAUCUUUAUGAAUAUCAUUUAGAAGAUGAAGAAAAUGAAGCUUAAAGAAGCAAAGUAAGUCAAGAUCCUGGGACUUCUUGGCAGAAGAAAACUUUGUGAUAAUCUAGCCCAUUCUCCUCAUUUUAUACAUCAGAGAACAGAGAUUCAGUUGAUGGGGUUCUUGCUCUACAUCAUGAGACCAAAAGGGAAAUCAGAUAUAUUAAAAAUACAAGUACCUCUUUUUAAUUCACAAAUCCCAAAUAAGAAUCUUUGUUCUAGACUAAUGGUUGGAAUCAGUGGCUACCAAACUCUCCAUUAAACAAUUAGAUCAAGUGUUUAUUUGAUAAAAUGAUUUUUAGGCUCUUUUGACCUCUUCAUUUUGCUGAUUGCUUUGCAUCAGUUAAAUAUUUGUGAGAAAUGGUAGUGAUUUUUGUCUUAUUUCUGUUCCUUUAUCCAGUACCCAUUUUUGGAGGCAGCAAUAAAAUACAGAAGCUAGUUUUAUUGCA
Molecule: messenger RNA, 2207 nt
Organism: Monodelphis domestica (gray short-tailed opossum)
Lineage: Eukaryota; Metazoa; Chordata; Mammalia; Didelphimorphia; Didelphidae
Gene: TCN1
Product: transcobalamin 1
Biological process (GO): cobalamin transport
Molecular function (GO): cobalamin binding
Source: RefSeq, a predicted model, not a curated record